Molecule: messenger RNA, 1392 nt
Organism: Hyaloscypha bicolor E
Lineage: Eukaryota; Fungi; Ascomycota; Leotiomycetes; Helotiales; Hyaloscyphaceae
Exons: 2
Coding region: 1-1392 (463 amino acids)
Biological process (GO): molybdate ion transport
Molecular function (GO): molybdate ion transmembrane transporter activity
Source: RefSeq, a predicted model, not a curated record
AUGCCCUUCACACAACUUCGGCGACUUCAUGCCAAUAAUGUCGCUACUUUCCGAAGCUCCCCUUUGUCCGAGAUCUCCGGAUCUUUCGGAGACCUUGGUACUCUGCUCCCACUCAUGAUUGCUCUGGCAGUCAACAACUCGAUAUCACUCUCGACAACCUUGGUCUUCUCUGGUCUAUGGAAUAUCCUCACCGGUGUGGUCUUCGGUAUCCCACUGCCCGUGCAACCUAUGAAGGCAAUCGCGGCGGUAGCCAUAGCAAGAAACUUCUCAGUUGAAGAGACUGUGUCUGCUGGUUUUACAACAGCGGGGUUUGUGUUCAUAUUCAGCGUUACUGGUAUGCUAAGAUGGUUCACCCGUGUUAUACCAACCCCAGUCGUCAAAGGCAUCCAGGUCGGAGCAGGACUUUCGCUGGUCCUAUCAGCAGGCACGAGUCUUCUUCAACCCCUUGGCUGGACGACUCCAAACUUUGCCGACAAUCUGAUAUGGGCACUCUUCGCUUUCAUUGCGCUCCUCCUUACUCAGAAAACGCCAAAGGUACCCUACGCUCUUCUCACCUUCAUCCUGGGCCUUUUCCUUUCUCUCAUCAUCGUCGGAUCAUACAACUUGCCUUUUUUUAAAAUCUGGCAUCCAAGAACUUUCGUACCAGACUGGGCAGCCUUCAAGACUGGAGCCUUGGAUGCAGGCCUCGGUCAAAUACCCCUUACUACUCUGAACUCAAUCAUAGCAGUCAGCUACCUUUCUGCGGACCUCCUGCCUCACAUUCCCACACCAAGCGUCACAUCCAUCGGCAUCAGCGUAGCCCUCAUGAACUUGAUCGGCGGCUGGUUUGGAGCAAUGCCAGUCUGCCACGGCUCCGGUGGCCUUGCAGCGCAAUACCGAUUCGGCUCAAAAAGCGGGUCAAGCAUCAUUCUUCUCGGCCUUUUCAAAAUUAUCCUCGGUCUGCUUUUCGGCGAAAGCUUAGUCGGGAGUCUACGCGAGUAUCCGAAAAGCUUACUCGGCGUCAUGGUCCUCGCAGCUGGAUUGGAGUUGGCGAAAGUUGGCGAGAGCUUGAAUUACGGCGCCAGAGAUCUUUGGGAGGCUUCUGACCCCACAACUUCCCCAGAACAAUCUGGGUUGAAACAGCAGAAAAUCUUGUCAGACGAAGAGAGAAAGGAAAGGUGGAUGGUGAUGUUUAUGACGAUUGGAGGUCUUUUGGCUUUCAAAAAUGAUGGUGUGGGAUUUAUUGCGGGCAUGUUAUGUCACGGCGCCUAUCAGCUUUCUAAUGCGUGGGUGGAAUGGGGCAGUCGGAGACCGAGUGUUGCGGCGACUGCGAGGAAAAGUAGACGGGCGAGAGAGGUGACGACCAUUGAGGAAGAGGAAGAGCAGAUGCUGUUAGAUGGAGAUGCCCACUAA